AUGGAGGAAGGCCGCGAGGAGCACCCGGACGGCGCCUUUCGUGAGGCGUGGGUAUCUGAGCUGUACAGCGCUCAGUCUGCAAUAUGCAGCGCGAUAGAGGCUUUGGAGGCAUCAGUAGCAGCAGAGCAGCAGCAGCAGCAGCGAGCGAAGCGUUUCGGUAACAGCCAAUGGGUGAGGGGCCCCGGCCAGGGGGGGGGCCUCACCCGCGUGCUGCAGGAGGGAGUUGUUUUCUCUAAGGCGGGGGUAAACGUCAGCGCUGUUGAGGGCUCACUGCCGAUGUCUGCUGCUCUCGCGAAGCGUUUCGGUAACAGCCAGUGGGUGAGGGGCCCCGGGCAGGGGGGGGGCCUCACCCGCGUGCUGCAGGAAGGUGUUGUUUUCUCUAAGGCGGGGGUAAACGUCAGCGCUGUUGAGGGCUCACUGCCGAUGUCUGCUGCUCUCUCUAUGUGUGGUGGCGGCCAGGAGAAAAUUCAGGAGUUGCUGCGUGACCUUAUGGCCCCCAAAACAGCAGCAGCAGGAGGAUCAGCUGCUGCAGCAGCAACAGCAGCAGCAGCAGCAGCAGCAGCAGGAGGAGGAGGAGGAGUGUUAGAGUGUGGCGGUGGCAGCGUUGCAUCUAUCUAUCACCAGCAUAUGUUAUAG
Eimeria mitis is the source of this 636-nucleotide messenger RNA. RefSeq names its product coproporphyrinogen oxidase, putative. Gene Ontology annotation, cellular component: cytoplasm. The transcript has 4 exons. Bases 1 to 636 code for a protein of 211 amino acids. The record is from RefSeq and is a predicted model, not a curated record. Lineage: Eukaryota; Apicomplexa; Conoidasida; Eucoccidiorida; Eimeriidae. Gene Ontology annotation, molecular function: coproporphyrinogen oxidase activity.